Molecule: messenger RNA, 1083 nt
Organism: Medioppia subpectinata
Lineage: Eukaryota; Metazoa; Arthropoda; Arachnida; Sarcoptiformes; Oppiidae
Source: the annotation of a GenBank genome assembly
AACAUCUCAGACAUCGAUCCAUUCAUUUGCUCGCAUAUUAUCGUCGGCUUCGCAACCGUUGAUCCCAAAGACAUUAUGGUUCCCAAAGACGAGGCCGAAGACCCCGACCGAUAUCGGGAGUUAACUAAACUGAAGACAAUUAACCGCAAACUUAAAGUAAUGCUUUCGGUGGGCGACGGAAAAGAGUCAAAAUACUUCUCAAAAAUGGUGGCCAACGAUAAUAGUCGGGACAACUUUGUGGCCUCAGUGCUCGAUAUGUGUGAUAUGUUUGGUUUUGAUGGCAUUGACAUCGAUUGGGAAUUUCCGCACUUUAAGACCGGCACCAAAGAAGACAAACAAAAUUUUAUACUUCUCUUAAAAGAAUUAAGAGCCGAAGGUAUCCGAAGAUUUAGAGAUGAUUUCAUUAUCUCGGCGACGGUCGGGACACCUCUAGUGAUCGCAAUGGCCUCCUAUGAUAUACCGUUGAUUGCCGAAGUUGUAGAUUUUGUAAAUUUAAUGUCAUAUGACUUCAAUAUAUACCGAUCGGAUCGGCCCUAUACUGGACAUCAUUCACCGCUAUAUCCGCGGCCAACAGAGAAAGGCUAUUACUUAACGUUAAAUGCUGCGUGGGCGGCGACCUAUUGGGCUAAUAAAGGGAUGCCAUUACAUAAGAUUAUAUUAGGAGUGCCGACGUAUGCGCGCACCUAUAAUCUAGUGGUUCCCGUAUCGCAGGGACUCGAUGUGCCCGUCACUGGACCCGGCAUUGGCGGCGGAAGACUAAACUACACAAGUGUUUGCAAUUUCCUGUCGUCGGGUGCGACCAAAGAGUUUGAUGUGUACAGUCAGGUGCCCUUCGCUUAUAAGAAUUUUGAUUGGAUUGCAUACGAGAGCGAUGUUUCGGCGGCGUUGAAGGCCCAGUGGGUGGUGAAGGCGGGAAUGGGAGGCGUUAUGACUUUCGCCCUUAAUUAUGACGAUACCAAAGCUGCAAAUUCGUUGACCAUUUGUGAUCAACUUGUGGCCAAAAGUUCCGGCCGUUUGGGACUCAAGAGCCACAGUCUUGAGAGCACUUCUCACAUAUUGUUCAGGAGUUGGUAUAAAGAGUGA